ACUGUCAUAAACACAGUGCACUAUGACAGCGACAGCACAACAAAACAAAAACAAUCAGUAAGCUUUGAGGCAAAAUCGAUAGAAGACAAUGAAAAAGUUCAAAAACAGUUUGUAGUUGCUUAAUAGAAACCGAAAAAUAAAGUUUUAACUGCACCGUAGAGUAGCAAUGACCGACCGGAUUCGUCCGGCAAGAUCCCGUAGCACAAGGUAUACUAAACUAGAGAUAGAAAAAUGAACGGUUUAUCAACCCGUAGCAAGUUUGGCUCUCUGAUCGGGGUCCUAUACGUUGGCCACUCGAGUUGCAAAUUUCUGAUCUACGCAGCGAAAAAUGCGGAAGUGCUAACCUGCCAUGAAGAACCGUUGGAAUCACUCUCUCCUCAGUCCGGCUGGGUCGAAUUCGAUCCACUGCAGAUUUGGCAAUCGGCCAAGCUCUGUGGAGAACGGGCUGUGCAGAAUCUGUUGCUGCUGGAUAUCGAUCCAAGCGAUAUUGUUGCAGUGGGAGUGUGCAAUCAGCGUGAGACCUGCGUCCUCUGGCGACGGGACGAUGGACAACCGUUAUGUAAUGCAAUCAGCUGGUGCGAUACGCGGACCUCGGACAUUGUAGCCGGCCUUCUGGCGCGAGUGAAAGGAAAGGUGAACUUUCUGAAGGAGGUCUGCGGGUUACCACUGGCCAACUGUUUCAGCGCAGUAAAAAUUCGUUGGAUGCUUGACAAUGUAGAGGGGGCGGAGAGUCAGGACUUAAUGUUUGGUACGCUCGAUAGUUGGGUGAUUUGGAACCUGACGGGUGGAGCGAACGGCGGUAUUCAUGUUACCGAUGUGACGAAUGCUUCCAGAACGAUGCUGAUGAAUUUGGAAACCCUACAGUGGGAUCAGAGAUUGUGCCAUUUUUUUAAAAUUCCCCUAACGAUACUGCCUGAGAUACGAAGCUGUUCGGAAAUUUUUGGCUAUAUCAGUGAGGGAUCCCUGAGUGGCAUUCCGAUUGCUAGUUGCAUUGGCGAUCAGCAGGCAGCUCUGCUAGGUCAGAUCUGCCUCAGUGCAGGACAACUCACCUGUAAUCUAGACGAUGGUGGAUUCCUUAUGUUCAACACUGCUCAAGAGAUCAUUGAUUCUAAUAAUAGACUUCUAUCGACGGUCGCUUACAAGCUCGGUCCGACAGUGGAUGCAUUUUACGCACUGGAAGGUGCAAUACCACAUGCCGGUGAUUCCGUGGCAUGGUUGCACAAGAACCUUCAGCUUUCGAGUCAAAACGGUUCUCUCGCGCAGAGCUUUCUCGGUGAUUCAACAAAUCCGUCUGCCCUCAUUUCAUCAAUCUGUUCGAGCCAUUCCCUAAGUGCAUAUGCAGGGGAUACGAGUAAUUCAAACUACGGAGUGAUUUUGGUGCCUGCUUUCAGCGGAUAUUACGCUCCUUAUUGGCGAUACCGAGCUCGUGGAAUGCUUUUCGGUUUGACACUGCAAAGCACUGCUCAGCAGAUUUUGUUUUCAGCGUACGAAGCCAUUUGUUUUCAGCUGCGCGAAAUUCUGGAAUCCCUUUCGAAGGACUGUCGGACAUGGCCAACCGUGAAGCGGUUGGUUGCUGGUGGAGAGCUUAGCGAGAAACCGUUCCUCAUGCAGAUGCUUGCCGAUCUGUGUGGGGUUGGUAUCGAGCGACCGCAAACGUCCACACCAGUCUGCCUGGGUACGAUGCUUGCCGCCGGCCUUGCCAGUGGAAUACUGACAUUGGAAGAUUUUCGAACCACGUGCAUUCCUCCGGUUGACCAUUACGGGCCGACACUUAACUCUAGUCAACGUGAUAGGAAAUUUCGCAAAUGGAAAAUGGCGGUGGCCCGCUGUCUUAGCUUUGAUUCUGUGGCGGGAACGGAUCUUACCAAAUUUAGCAUGGAAGAGCAUGAUCCAGACUACUCAGUACGCUGUUCCAUACCCGGCGCCGUGUAUUUAAUCACUUCCUUCGCUCUCGUGGUGCUCGCCGAAAUUCUACAGAAGAGUCCCAAUGUUUAGUUGAGCCGCGGCGGAACGUGGUAGUGUUUCAAAUUGUUCAAUUUAUUACUGUUGACCGUAGAGGAUAUUUCUCGCUUAUUUGUGACCUCAAUCAAACGCACCCAGUGGAUCGUUUCAAUCACGCUUUGCAGCGAUCCAAGCAUCACUUAAUGGAAUAAACUGUUAGUUAUUGUUGCAA
Messenger RNA from Wyeomyia smithii (pitcher-plant mosquito), 2173 nucleotides. RefSeq names its product glycerol kinase. Bases 232 to 1995 code for a protein of 587 amino acids. Gene Ontology annotation, cellular component: mitochondrion. Gene Ontology annotation, molecular function: glycerol kinase activity. The record is from RefSeq and is a predicted model, not a curated record. NCBI's taxonomy places the organism in Eukaryota, Metazoa, Arthropoda, Insecta, Diptera, Culicidae. Gene Ontology annotation, biological process: glycerol metabolic process; glycerol-3-phosphate biosynthetic process; triglyceride metabolic process. The transcript is spliced from 5 exons.